AUGAAUGCUCUUAAAUUAAACUCCACCCGUUUGGCUGCCAAUAUGGCUACCAAGACAUGUUUCAAUGGCAUGAACUCGGUAAGAACAUAUGUAACUUUAAAAGAAGUUGAAACAAGAUUGAAGUCCAUUAAGAAUAUCGAAAAAAUCACCAAGACUAUGAAGAUUGUGGCUAGUACAAGAUUGAAUAAGGCUGAAAGAGCCAAAUUAAUUACCAAGAAUUAUAUGGAUACUCAUAAUCAAUUUUAUAAGAAUGCUGGUGUUGAAGGUGCCACUGAAUCAGCAGAACCUCAAGGCAAUAAGAAUUUCUUGAUCAUUGCCAUUUCUUCAGACAAAGGGUUAUGUGGUUCUAUCCAUUCCCAUUUGUCCAAAUCUGUAAAGUCCGCCAUCUGGAACGACGCUAACAGAUCUUCCAACAACUACGAUAUCAUUGCCAUCGGGGAUAAGAUCAAAGCUUUGUUAUUAAGAGCUUUCCCAGAAAAUGUCAAAUUGGGUAUCUCUCAAGUCUGUAAGAGAGUUCCAACUUAUCAAGAAUCUUCCAACAUCGCUGAUUUAAUUAUCUCCGACUACAUCGGCAAGAAUAAGUAUGACAAAGUUUUGAUAUAUUACAAUCAACCAGUCUCUUCCUUGUCAUUUGAACCAGCUCAAUCUGAAUUUUUCAAUGAAAAUGAUAUCGAUAAUUCUCCAAACUUUUCCAAAUUCGAAAUCGAUCCAAACACUCAAGAUAUUUCCAAGGAUCUAAUUGAAUACAACCUAGCAAACAAAAUCUUAGUAGCCAUGACUCAGGGUUAUGCUGCAGAAAUCUCUGCUAGAAGAAACGCCAUGGAUAACGCUUCCAAGAACGCCCAAGAUAUGAUCCAAAAGAAUUCCAUCUUAUAUAACAGAACAAGACAAGCAGUCAUUACUAACGAAUUGGUCGAUAUCAUUACAGGUGCAAGUACCUUGGACUAG
This is a messenger RNA of Henningerozyma blattae CBS 6284, 948 nucleotides long. It is a transcript of the gene ATP3, whose product is annotated as F1F0 ATP synthase subunit gamma. The record is from RefSeq and is a predicted model, not a curated record. Gene Ontology annotation, biological process: proton motive force-driven ATP synthesis. The transcript has a single exon. NCBI's taxonomy places the organism in Eukaryota, Fungi, Ascomycota, Saccharomycetes, Saccharomycetales, Saccharomycetaceae. Gene Ontology annotation, molecular function: proton-transporting ATP synthase activity, rotational mechanism. The coding region runs from base 1 to 948 and encodes 315 amino acids.